Hermetia illucens (black soldier fly) is the source of this 842-nucleotide messenger RNA. RefSeq lists its product as uncharacterized. The transcript has 4 exons. Bases 84 to 572 code for a protein of 162 amino acids. The record is from RefSeq and is a predicted model, not a curated record. NCBI's taxonomy places the organism in Eukaryota, Metazoa, Arthropoda, Insecta, Diptera, Stratiomyidae.
AUCCAUCUAGUGCUUAGUACCGGGCCUGGGAGAGGAUAAACCCAAAUAGUUAAAUAGUAAAGUGAUCCGAGUUUUAUUGAAAUAUGACAAGUAUAACGCGGUUUUGGGUGCCAACCCUGUUGUUGGUUACUUAUGCUAACCAGAUUGUCUCAACACAGCGGUUUCCAUUUGACGAUGGACACAACAUUUUGAACAGACUAUUACCGUACCCUUUGCAAAAAUACGAAACCAUGGAAGGAAUGGACACGCACGAAUCCAAGGACGAAUUGCAAAACCUUCUGGAAGUGGGCUCACGCCGUUUGGAGAAAGAGAAACGGACCAACAACGAAAUUGUGGAUGUACGAGAUUCCAACCCUAGUGCGAACGAGCAGUUCGAGAAACACAUGAACUUAGUUCUGCAACAUGUCGCGAAAAAAUUGAGAGAGAUUUACAUUACCCCUCGACUAGGUCGUGAUAUUGAAGAUAACAUUGAGUGCCAACGGUCCAGACCACCAUUCGCUCCAAGACUCGGGAAGAAGUCAGCACCGCUGACACCACGAAUGGGACGACAGGCGUAUGACGAUAAAUGUUAAACGAACUGAUUCAUUUGGCUGUAAUAUUUCGAAAGGACUUAGAAAAGGAAACGAAUAAAAUAAAACUAACUAUCUUUUGGAAAGCGUAAAAAUUCAAGCCCGAAAAAAUAUAAAAAAAAGCAAAGAGGCAUAGUUUUGUAGGAAAAUAAUUGUGAUUUAAGAUAUAUCUUUGUGAGUUCCCUUUAAAAUUAUGAAACAGUUAAUUGGGAAUGUUUUAUCAUUAUAUCUUUAGUGUAACAAAAAUUGUGCAUAAUGAAAUAACAAAACCAU